UGCUGCCAAUUCAGUUUUCCGGACAACGUCUAUAACUCGCCAUUUGUUUCCAAACGUCAACAUGAAGCAAAAAAUAACAAUGAAGGUGCAUAUGGAGUGCGACAGUUGCAGAAACAAGGCAUUGAAAAUAGCUUCGUCCAUAAAAGGAGUGACUUCCGUAUCAAUAGACGAGAAGGACAAAGAUCGAGUAGUAGUUAUAGGUGAAGAUGUGGAUACGGUUUGCUUGGGUAGGAUGCUGAAGAAGAAGUUCCGGACUGUCACCGUUCUAACGGUGGAAGAAGUGAAGCCCAAACCUCCUGAGAGCAAAGACAAGGACAAGGACAGAGGAAAAGACAAAGAAAAGGAUAAGGGCAAAGACAAAGGCAAGGACAAGGACAAAGACAAAGUCCGAAGCUGUACAAUUUGCAUUGUGCCGCCCUGUAAUCCUUGCCCCACCAAGUGCCCCGGGCAUUGUGACCCUUGUUCAAGAUGCCAUAGCCCUAAGUGCCAUGGUGAUUGCAAGCCAUGUACGAAAUGCGAGAGCUUCAAGUGCCAUGGGGAUUGCAAGUCCUGCAAAAGAUGUGGGAGCUUCAAGUGCAGUGGUCAGUGUGCUUCUUCUAUCUGUGUCCGACCACCACCGUGUUAUGGCCAGUGUCCUCCCUGGAUCACAUGUCCUUCUUGCUGCGUUAAGCGUCCUUAUGACCCUUAUUGUUAUCGUGUAGUUUAUGAUUCAUCCCCUGAGUCUUGCUCCAUCCAGUGACCCAUCUCUGCAAGAAACAUCUAUUACAAAGUUGCUUUAAUAAUAAAAAACACACACACACCCCAUCUCACUGCGCUCUCUCUCUCUCUCUCUCUCUCUCUCUGAUCACUCGCACGUAGGCACACAGAGACCUGUUUCGGUUUGUUUCGCAUGGUUUUAUAGUUUUCUUUCUGCCAGGGUUGCCAAAUCAGCAAUUUGUAUUUCCUUCGAUAAAGCAAAUAUAUAUAGUUUG
Neltuma alba is the source of this 971-nucleotide messenger RNA. RefSeq lists its product as uncharacterized. Bases 62 to 739 code for a protein of 225 amino acids. The record is from RefSeq and is a predicted model, not a curated record. Gene Ontology annotation, molecular function: metal ion binding. Lineage: Eukaryota; Viridiplantae; Streptophyta; Magnoliopsida; Fabales; Fabaceae. The transcript has 3 exons.